AUGAUUAAAAACAUAAACUCUAAUGCAAUAUCUCACGUUUUAUCAAUAAUAAAAAAUCCAAGAUUAAUUGUCCCUCAUUUAAUAGUAAAAGAUAUAAGAGAAUUAAACUAUGAAAAAUUAAAGAAAUCAGGUAUAAAUAAAUUAAUAUUUGAUAAAGAUAACACAUUAACUAUUCCAUAUGAAAAUUUAUUAUAUCCGCCAUUUAAGAAAUCUUGGGAUGAAUGUAAAAAUACUUUUGGUGUAGAAAAUAUUCUGAUUAUUUCAAAUUCUGCUGGAACAUUAAGUAAAGAUCCCAAUUUUGAUCAGGCAAAAGAAGUUGAAAAAAAUUUUGUAAUUGGAGAUAGAUUAUUAACCGAUGUUUUGUUUGGUAAUUUGAAUGGAAUGUUUACAAUAUUAACCAGAAAAGUUAUCGACGAGCAAAAAGAUGACAAUUUAAAUAAUUUGAUGAGAAAUUUAGAAUACAAGAUAUUAGAUAAUUUAUUACUAAAAUAUGGAUAUAAACCAAUUAAUUGA
Molecule: messenger RNA, 513 nt
Organism: Entrophospora candida
Lineage: Eukaryota; Fungi; Glomeromycota; Glomeromycetes; Entrophosporales; Entrophosporaceae
Source: the annotation of a GenBank genome assembly